AUGGUGCUGCUCAAACUGUCCAAAUUCAAACUUCAACUCCAAGCCCUAGUUUCCGAAGUUCGUGAACUCAGAGAAAGGGAACUCUCGGCCCACGAGCAACUUCAACUAUCAAUCCAGAAACAAAAACAAACCGAGGAAGAAUUCAAUACAAAAUUAACGGGAUUAGAAGCGGAAUUAGCUUUAUCGAAUGAACUUGGCCAAAAACUCGAGAUGAAGGUGAGAUACCUUCAGAGUGACAAUACUAUGCUUGAGAAUAAGCAGAAAGAGUUGAAGGGAACUAUUAACAGCUUACUCCAAUCAAGGGAUGGUUUCCUAAAAUCAUAUGAGGACUCUACUUGUGAAAUGAAGCGAUCUAUUGAAUCCAGAGAUAGAAAGAUUGCUGUCCUUUUGGAGAAGAUAAAUGCUCAUUUAUUGUUAAUUGGUACUAUUGAAAAGGAGGCUUCAUCUGUCAAGCAAGUUGUGGAUAAUGUCCAACAUGCUCUCAAUGAUAAAGAGGAAGUAGUGGCUGGACUAAAGAGCAAAUUGGAUAAGGUUUCUACAUUUGAAAUGCUAUUUGUUGAAAAGAUCAAUAACCUGGAGAGUAAAUUGAGAAAUGAUGAGGAUGACCUUGGAAGAAAGUACAAAAUAAUUAUGGAGCUGGAAGCACAGAUGGAGGCUGCAAAAUUUACUAAUAAAAGCCAUCCUCAGAUAGAUGAGCUUCAGAAAAUUGUGUCAGCAAAGGAUUUGAUCAUACAAAAUCUAAUCUCGGAGAAAAAGGCAUUGCAGUUUGAACUUGGGAGUUUAGGAGUUAUCGUAAAGAAGAUUCAGGACACUGUCAUACAAAUGAAUGAGGAGGUCAGAGAAAGGGAGGAAUUUGGCGGGAAAAUGGUGCUGCUCAAACUGUCCAAAUUCAAACUUCAACUCCAAGCCCUAGUUUCCGAAGUUCGUGAACUCAGAGAAAGGGAACUCUCGGCCUACGAGCAACUUCAACUAUCAAUCCAGAAACAAAAACAAACCGAGGAAGAAUUCAAUACAAAAUUAACGGGAUUAGAAGCGGAAUUAGCUUUAUCGAAUGAACUUGGCCAAAAACUCGAGAUGAAGGUGAGAUACCUUCAGAGUGACAAUGCUAUGCUUGAGAAUAAGCAGAAAGAGUUGAAGGGAACUAUUAACAGCUUACUCCAAUCAAGGGAUGGUUUCCUAAAAUCAUAUGAGGACUCUACUUGUGAAAUGAAGCGAUCUAUUGAAUCCAGAGAUAGAAAGAUUGCUGUCCUUUUGGAGAAGAUAAAUGCUCAUUUAUUGUUAAUUGGUACUAUUGAAAAGGAGGCUUCAUCUGUCAAGCAAGUUGUGGAUAAUGUCCAACAUGCUCUCAAUGAUAAAGAGGAAGUAGUGGCUGGACUAAAGAGCAAAUUGGAUAAGGUUUCUACAUUUGAAAUGCUAUUUGUUGAAAAGAUCAAUAACCUGGAGAGUAAAUUGAGAAAUGAUGAGGAUGACCUUGGAAGAAAGUACAAAAUAAUUAUGGAGCUGGAAGCACAGAUGGAGGCUGCAAAAUUUACUAAUAAAAGCCAUCCUCAGAUAGAUGAGAUAUCCAUCUAGCUUAUAUGCAGAUCUAUAUGUUUUGUUAUUUUAAAUACUGAAGUUUAAUA
This is a messenger RNA of Ilex paraguariensis (yerba mate), 1622 nucleotides long. The record is from the annotation of a GenBank genome assembly. Lineage: Eukaryota; Viridiplantae; Streptophyta; Magnoliopsida; Aquifoliales; Aquifoliaceae.